GCCCGUCCCCGGCCGCCCCCGGCCGCCGCGAUGCCCGCCCCCCGGGGCCCCGGCGGCCCGCGCUCCUGCUAGGCUGCGGCGGCAUGGCCCGCGCGCCCGGCGCGACCUCUGCGGAUUGCAUCGGUGUGCGGCGGCGGGGCAUGCCCAGGGCACCGGGCACGGCCUUCAAUGGGCGAGGACACGGACACGCGGAAAAUUAACCACAGCUUCCUGCGGGACCACAGCUAUGUGACUGAAGCUGAUAUCAUCUCUACCGUCGAGUUCAACCAUACCGGAGAGCUGCUGGCCACAGGUGACAAGGGUGGCCGGGUUGUCAUCUUCCAGCGGGAACCAGAGAGUAAAAAUGCUCCUCACAGCCAGGGCGAGUAUGACGUCUACAGCACUUUCCAGAGCCACGAGCCCGAGUUCGACUAUCUCAAGAGCCUGGAGAUAGAGGAGAAAAUCAACAAGAUCAAAUGGCUCCCGCAGCAGAAUGCCGCCCACUCCCUGCUGUCCACCAACGAUAAAACUAUCAAAUUAUGGAAGAUUACCGAACGAGAUAAAAGGCCUGAGGGAUACAACCUAAAAGAUGAAGAAGGGAAGCUCAAGGACCUGUCCACAGUGACGUCACUGCAGGUGCCUGUGCUGAAGCCCAUGGACCUGAUGGUGGAGGUGAGCCCAAGGAGGGUCUUCGCCAACGGCCACACCUACCACAUCAACUCCAUCUCCGUCAACAGCGACUGCGAGACGUACAUGUCGGCGGACGACCUGCGCAUCAACCUCUGGCACCUGGCCAUCACCGACCGGAGCUUCAACAUCGUGGACAUCAAGCCAGCCAACAUGGAGGACCUCACGGAGGUGAUCACGGCAUCCGAGUUCCACCCGCACCACUGCAACCUCUUUGUCUACAGCAGCAGCAAGGGCUCCCUGCGCCUCUGCGACAUGCGUGCGGCCGCCCUGUGUGACAAGCACUCCAAAUUGUUUGAAGAGCCCGAGGACCCCAGCAAUCGCUCCUUCUUCUCAGAAAUCAUUUCCUCGGUGUCGGAUGUGAAGUUCAGCCACAGUGGCCGGUACAUGCUCACCCGGGAUUACCUCACGGUCAAAGUCUGGGACCUGAACAUGGAGGCGAGGCCCAUAGAGACCUACCAGGUCCACGAUUACCUUCGGAGCAAGCUCUGUUCCCUGUACGAGAAUGACUGCAUUUUCGACAAGUUUGAGUGCGCCUGGAACGGGAGCGACAGCGUCAUCAUGACUGGCGCCUACAACAACUUCUUCCGCAUGUUUGACCGGAACACCAAGCGGGACGUGACCCUGGAGGCCUCGAGGGAGAGCAGCAAGCCGCGGGCUGUGCUCAAGCCGCGGCGCGUGUGCUUGGGGGGGAAACGCCGGCGGGAUGACAUCAGCGUGGACAGCUUGGACUUCACCAAGAAGAUCCUGCACACGGCCUGGCACCCAGCCGAGAACAUCAUCGCCAUCGCGGCCACCAACAACCUGUACAUCUUCCAGGACAAGGUGAACUCCGAGGUGCACUAGGGGUGCGCAGAGCCCACCCCUUGAGGCAGCCUUCUGUGACUGUCCGGGCACAACCGCCCGACGGCAGUGCCAGGAGCGGGAGCAAGGACAACCCCAGGAGUGGCCCUGUGGGCAGCCGGUAACUUUGGCCCCGUUCCUCUGCAGUGUCCCUAAGGCCAGACCGCCUUUUGUCGGUAAUUGUCUCAAAACAGGACAAAGAAGGAUUCACAGCCACAAGUCACAAAACAGACGUGACUGUCCGCCUUGAAGCUCAGCUCAUUCAUUCCCAGACUUUCUGGCGUGCAGUCUUUACCGCGUUAAGAUUUUUACAUCUCCGGGUUAAUUUUUCACUCCAGCCGUUCCUUUUGGGGAAGCUGGCAUCCCGGGAGCCCUUUCUCUCAUGAGCCUCACUGGCCUCCGAUUGGGGCUCUGGGCAUAGAUAAUGAAGGUCAAACAAGCCAGCCAGGGAUUCUUUUGGUUAUAAAUGGAGCAGUUUUCCCAGUCUCAGAGCUGAGGGUCUCCCCUUUGCUUUUUGGAUCGUGAAUUUGUGCUGAGAAUCUGUGAUGCAAGCUCCCCUUUGGGGUUCUUUUAAUGCCUUUCAAUCCCCCAGGUCCAUUAGUUCCCUGAGAGGAAAGAGGGUCCUGCGAUCCAUGCGUGUGCGUGUGUGCGCACCAGUUACUCCCCCGAUUUAACCAACCUAUGCCGGGCAUGGUGCUGGGCCCUUAGGUGCACUGAUUGAACUCUUCCUCUGCGGGGCGCCCCUGUCAUCCUUCAGCAGUCUUUGAGCCCCUUGUGGGAACUUGUACUGGCUCCUCCGCAAGCUUUCUGAAUCCUCACGUGAUCCUGUGAUGUGGUGUCCGUUCAUUUCCUCCAUAAACACCAACUGCUCACUGAGUGCCAGGCUCUGAGCCAGAAGCCAGGGAUUAAAAGGUGAAGAAUUGGUCAUCCCCCUUGUACACCUGAGGAAACUGAGGCCCCCAAAGGAGAAACAGUUUGUCCAAGGCGGGCACCAAACAAGCGGUGGAGUCAGGAAUCCCUGCCUGGUCUUUGCACAAGGUGCUUUCUGAUUUACCACGUGAUGGCUCCUAUUAAAGCGACAUUCCAGCCUGGAAGGUUCUGGAGAUGCCUCCACCUUGUGAAGCAGGAUGAAGCAGGUAGGAUGAUAAUGGGUAGAACCAAGACGCAGAACCGAGAAUGGAGAAGAGCCCUGGUGGCUCCCUGCUCUGGCUGGUACCUUCAGGAGCUCGGCUUUCUCCCCGACUUUGCCCCACCCUACACCUGCACCCUAGCUCCUUCGCCAGAUGCACUGGACUGCCUUCAAAAGAAGAUUGCAUGUUAUGACCAUUUUAGGAUACAUUUUCAUGAAUGACCCACAGUUCUCAGAGGACACUUCCCGAGGGCCACAGAGAAUGCAGUUGUUUCCCAGCAGUGCCUCCUGCUCUGUCAAGGCGGCUCUGCCCACCCCGCCUGCCAUGCCCACCUGUCCCUGCCCUUGGAAUUGCAGCAGAACCACAUGGCUUGGCAUUUUGCUUCAGAAAACAGGGUGCAGAGGCCCUACGGAAUCCAACAUUUUUUUACAAGAUGUAACCUGAUCCGGGAAAUAGACCCACCCAAGAUUUUUCUCAGCGGAUAACGGUAUACUUUUGUGUGUGUCAAAGCACAAAACGCACGUGCACUCACUUCUGGCCGGCCACAAGGUACUUACGUAAGGUAAUGGGUCCAUCGCUUUUUUUUCCCCUAAUCAACAUGAAUGAAGAAUGUUUGUUUAUAUAUCACUGUAAAAUCCAGGUGGCCCGGACAGUAUUAUAUGUAUAUAUCUAUUCUAAUGCAAAUUAAUCACAGGUGGGUUCCUUUUUUUCCCCUUUGUAAAGAGGUUCAAGAAUGUGUUAAAUUGUAUAGAAAUCUUGUUGAAGCCAAAAUCCAGCUCUGAGGGCCUUACACAAUUACUCAGAUAUUUGGCACAAUCCAUUUCCCUUUGUGAUUCAAAUGCUGAGAAGACACAUGCAUUUGCAGUGAGAGGUUAUUGUCAGAUCAUAGGCUGAACAUUUACCAUCUACAAAGUACAAAUCUUACACUGUAUUCCAAAGGAGGGCUUAAUCCGGUUCCUGGUUCCUUACUUCUGUUUUAAACUUGGGAUACCAAACCAAAAAGGAAAGAAAGAAAGAAACAGAUCAUCUCAGAAGGAAGGUAGGACUUUGGAUUCUGGGAGAAUACUGAUGUCCUAAGCAAACUGUGAAUAAUAAAAUGUGUGUUCAGGAAAGAGUUGGAGCGGCACCGGGCAGAACUAGAAAUGGCAGGAGGGCCAGGGACAUAGUCACAGAAUUCGCUUCCUCACUCUGUUUAAACUUCCCGCUCUUCUUGAAUGUACGAGCGUUCACACAGUCAUUGUGAAGUAAUUGUUGGGUUGUUUUUGUGUUUUCACUUGAAUACUCUCUGAAGACUGAGUUCCUGGGGGUGCUGGGUAGGUGGUGGUAGAGUAGACAGCCUGAUCACGCUGGACUCUAACUCAUAGGUGCAUUCUUGUUUUCUUUGGUCUC
Manis pentadactyla (Chinese pangolin) is the source of this 4028-nucleotide messenger RNA. RefSeq names its product protein phosphatase 2 regulatory subunit Bgamma (gene PPP2R2C). The transcript has 9 exons. Gene Ontology annotation, biological process: peptidyl-serine dephosphorylation. NCBI's taxonomy places the organism in Eukaryota, Metazoa, Chordata, Mammalia, Pholidota, Manidae. The coding region runs from base 169 to 1512 and encodes 447 amino acids. Gene Ontology annotation, cellular component: cytosol; protein phosphatase type 2A complex. Gene Ontology annotation, molecular function: protein binding; protein phosphatase regulator activity. The record is from RefSeq and is a predicted model, not a curated record.